Messenger RNA from Aspergillus melleus, 1464 nucleotides. RefSeq lists its product as uncharacterized. The transcript is spliced from 6 exons. Gene Ontology annotation, biological process: transmembrane transport. Gene Ontology annotation, cellular component: membrane. The record is from RefSeq and is a predicted model, not a curated record. Gene Ontology annotation, molecular function: transmembrane transporter activity. Lineage: Eukaryota; Fungi; Ascomycota; Eurotiomycetes; Eurotiales; Aspergillaceae. Bases 1 to 1464 code for a protein of 487 amino acids.
AUGGAUGAUAAAAAGGUUGUUCUUGAGAGUGCAAGCAGCGAGGAGUUGGAGAAUGGAGCCGUUCAGGCGGUUGGGUAUGACCAGAAGGCUACAAAGCAAUUAAUUAGGAAGAUCGACUGGGUGUUGAUUCCGUGGCUCGCCUUUCUUUAUCUACUGAGCUUCCUUGACCGAACGAAUAUUGGAAAUGCGCGUCUUGCAGGGCUGGAGGAGGAUUUGGGCAUGUCUGGACUUGACUACAAUGUUGCCCUCGCCAUAUUCUUCCCUUUCUACGUCGCUGCUGAGAUCCCGUCGAACCUAAUGAUGAAGAAAUCACGACCUGCCAUCUGGAUACCCAUAAUCAUGUUGGCCUGGGGUAUAGUAUGCUCGCUGAUGGGUCUGGUAAAUAACUAUGGGGGCCUGCUUGCCUCUCGAGCAGCCCUAGGUAUCGCUGAAGGUGGACUCUUUCCAGGUGUUACCUUCUAUAUUACAAUGUGGUAUAAAAGACACGAAUGCGGCCUCCGCAUGGCCAUCUUCUUCUCCGCCGCGACAGCAGCCGGUGCCUUUGGCGGACUCCUCGCGCGAGGUAUCGUUGAAAUGGAUGGCCUUGGAGGCAAGGCCGGCUGGGCUUGGAUCUUCAUAAUUGAAGGAUUAGUCACAUUCGUCGUUGCAAUCGCCGCCUUCUUCAUCAUGAAUGACUAUCCCGACACAGCCAAGUUCCUCACAGAGGAAGAAAGGACUGAAGUCCAGCGCCGUCUCACGGAAGACCGCAGCUCGCUUGCCGACGAGUUCAAUCUGAAAUACUUCUGGGACGCCGUCCGAGACUGGAAAAUCUGGGUCCACAUGUUCAUCACCAUGGGCAUCUACACACCGCUCUAUUCCUUCUCGCUCUUCCUACCCACUAUCGUCAAGACCCUCGGAUACUCCAAUACCACGGCCCAGUUGAUGACCGUGCCGCCGUACGCAGUGGCCUGCGUCUUCUGUAUCGGAGGCGGUUUCCUGGCUGAUCGUCAGGGUCAGCGUGGAAUAUACAUGAUUUUCUUCAACAUAGUCGCAAUCAUUGGCUUCAUAAUGCUGAUCGCCUCUGACAACACUGGGGUAAAAUACGCUGGCACCUUCUUCGCGGCCACCGGCAUUUACCCCAACGUACCGCAGGGUGUGGCAUGGAACGGGAACAAUAUUGGGGGCUCCGUGAAGCGUGGCGUAGGAAUUGCGAUGCACGUUGGAUUCGGGAACCUUGGUGGUGUCGUCUCCAGCUUCAUCUACCAGAGCAAGGACUCGCCGCAUUUCUACCCCGGUCACGGGACGCUUAUUGCGACAUUGUCAAUGAGUACUGUUCUGUGUAUCUUCAUGACCAUCUAUUUGCGUCGCGAGAAUGCGAGGCGCGAUAGGGAGAACCCCAAGGCUCCGGCGGAGUAUACAGAGGAAGAGAGGAGGGCAGAGAGGGAGAGGGGCGAUAAUGCUUCGUUUUUCCGGUAUACAAUCUAG